AUGAUAUCUUUGAUUGAUGAAAAUCUCAUUUCCAUGAGAUUGACCAAUCGUAUUCAAUACGAUGCAUAUAGUGAUUACACGUUCGAGAAUCUAGUCAAUCCUCUCGAUUCACGUCCUCGGCUCUCGGCUUCCCAGCAAGUCCAGAUUCUGAGCGAUGUUCAGCAACAUCAACAACGAUUUCAUCGACCAGGUCAAGAAAAUUCACAAUCUAAUGGUCCUUACGGGUCAUUAGCGAAAUAUAAGAUCGAUAGAACGAAGCAACAACAAAUUCAACAACUCAUUCAACAGCAACAACAAGUGCAACAAUUGCUACAGCAGCAACAACAAAAGAUCGCUCAACAAUUGGGCUCGAAUGGGUUCAAUGGUCCGCAAGCGCAAUAUUAUCAACAAGUUAACAAACAACAACAACCGCAAUUUCAAUCGCAACAAUAUAACAAUCAAUAUCAAAAUUUACCGAACAAUAUACAAAAUCUUCAACAAGAUCUUUCUCAGCCUCUCUUCAGUGAACAACAUACGGUACAAUUGCAAUCAUAUUUGGAGAAACAACGAGAAUUGGAAGAAUUACAAAAGCAAAGGCAACAGUUGCUCUUGGAACAACAGGAAUUAAAAAGGAGACAAGAAUUAUUGAAAUUACAACAACUACGUCAAUUAACCUCGACGACUCCGUCACCGCCACCUCCACCUUUAUCAUCCUCGUCUCCUUCGACAACAGCGAUUCCAUUCGUUAGUACAACCAAUGCACCGGUUCUUUUAACGUCUCAGGCUGCUAGAAAAAUCACGACGUCGGAAACUGAACUUUUCUUAAAAGCUAUAGCUAGUCAUCAAAAAAAAUAUUCUACGACUACUACUAGCAUACCAGCAACGGUAAGACCACUGGUUACCAUCAAACCAACACCCCAAGAGAACAUUCGAGAAGAAUCAUCCACCAUUCCCGAAAAUCUAUCUUCUUUUAUCGAAGAACAAAGAAGACAAGCGAUAAAACAGGGCAUACCGAGGCCUGAAAUCAAAAUAAUUUAUCAAACUGAACCACCAACGAAACAAACUACUGCUAAAACCAAACUCAACGAAUCUUCGGAAUCAUUGGAAAGAGAGUUAUUGCUUAAACAAUUGAAAUCGGCGUUGUCUGAGACAGCUGAUAAUGACGAUAUUAGAAACGUUACUACUAGAGAUUUGGUUCUACCAAAUGGGAAAAAGCUUCAAGUUAUACACGCGCCCAAUGGUUUGUCCUCGAUUGUACCUACUGAUAGUUCUACUUCUCUUCGGGCUGCAACACAAAUCUUAUCUUCUACGACUACCAUUAAACCACCUAAGGUGAUUUUUGAGGAAUUAACAAAAGGUGUUCUUCCGCCUGGUGCUGAUUUUAAAAUAAUCCGACAAAAGAGUGAUGGAAAAUUGGAAGAAAUUGGUAAAGCACCUAUACAAAAUUUGCCUGCUAAAAAAGUGACAUUUGUGGUUUUAGAAGAACAACCCGAUGGUAGUUAUAAGGUUCAAGGUGUCAAAGGUAAUACAGAUAAGGAAGGAACGGAUGUAGAAUCUAUCGUAGAAAAGAUUAAAAAAGGUGAAUUAAAAUUACCACCAAGUUCUUCGAAUCCAACUAAAACUACGUCUGAAGAGGAAGUCAAUGAUGAAAUCGCUGAUUUUGUAUCGACCAAAAUAUCAUCACCAUCGUCGCGAACUGUUAAUAUUGUACCUACUACAUCUAGGCCCACUACAGCAAGGUUUACAACUCCAUCUUCUAGGCUCACUAGUAAAGCAACAUCAGAGUACUAUCCUUACGUCACGGUAUCUUCAAACUCGGCCUCAACCGGAGACAAUUAUGUUACAUCUGCAUCCAGUUUAAGCAGUCAUGUCUACAACACCGUUGGUGCAACAGACAUAAAUUUGAAAUCGAAAAGUCACAAUGUACAAGCAACAACAAGAGCGCCUAUAGGAACUAAGAGUCAUUUUGUUCCAACUAUGGCACCAGUUAACGAAAUCAUUACGACAUAUUCACCCGCUAUUAGCACUACUUUCUCAUCAUCAUCUGCUUUUUCUUCUCAUUUUACUCCUAGACAGCAUUCCGAAACUUCACCAACAUCGAGAUCAAUAAUAACUACUACACGAUCACCCGUUAGUACUUAUAGCAAAAAUCCUAUUUAUCAGGAUGAUAUUGAAAGGACUACGAUAUCACCUACUGAAUCAUACGUUAAUAAAAAUCAAAUUCACGAGAGUCUUACCACAUUGUUAAGAAAAGAAGGACUCUUUGCUAUAGCCAAAUAUUUAAGACAAUCUGGAUUAGAUACUGUUUUGAACGAAACUGGUCCGUAUACGAUAUUCGUACCAACGGAUAAAGCAUUCAGAACAUUGUUAGUUCAACUUGGUGGACCAGAAAAAGCCGAACAAAAGUUCCGUGAUAAUCCAAGAUUAUUGAGUGGGCUUCUUCUUCAUCAUGUUAUACCUGGAGCCUUCAGGAUCGAUUCUUUGCAAGAUGAAAUGACUGGUGUAAGCCUUGCUGGAACCCAAUUGAGAGUAAAUGAAUAUGCAAUGCACGAUCAUGAAUGGAAUGAUGUAAAGGUAACUACUAUUAAUGGAGCCAAAGUGGCACCGAAUAAACGUGAUAUUGAGAUUCCUCAAGGUAUAGCUCAUGCAAUUGAUAGAGUUAUGUUUCCACUUCCUGUUGGUGACUUGGUUCAAACUUUACAAGCCGAUCGUGAAAGGAGAUUCACAACUUUCCUUAAAAUGUUAUACACUUCUGGAUUAGACACUACGCUUGCAGGUCCAAAAACAUUUACGGUCUUCGCACCUACGGAUUCUGCUUUUACUGCUGCCGCUUCGAAAAAUGGAACGCCUGUUUGGACAGAAGAAGAUGGUCCAGUUGCUGCAAAAGCUAUCAUUUCAAGGCAUAUCAUACCUACUACUUUAUAUACCGCUGGUAUGAGGUAUUAUCUUCAAAAAGAUACAUUGCGUGUUCAGUCACCAGUUCAUAUUCACAAAAAUGGAGGUCGAGUACGAGUAAACGAAAUAAAUGUAGUGACGCAUAAUGUACCGGCUACAAAUGGAGUUUUGCACGCCAUCGACGGAGUCUUGUAAAUAUA
Molecule: messenger RNA, 3074 nt
Organism: Polistes canadensis
Lineage: Eukaryota; Metazoa; Arthropoda; Insecta; Hymenoptera; Vespidae
Exons: 8
Coding region: 1-3069 (1022 amino acids)
Biological process (GO): extracellular matrix organization; cell adhesion
Cellular component (GO): extracellular matrix
Molecular function (GO): cell adhesion molecule binding
Source: RefSeq, a predicted model, not a curated record